AUGGACUCGAUUAUACCGGCAGGCGUCAAGCUAGAGGAUUUAGAAGCGACAUUGGCCAAGAAUGAGAAUGGAACUAGAGACAGCGUGUGUAAACAAAUCAACGAGGCACGCGAUGAAAUUCUGCCGUUGCGAUUGCAAUUUAAUGAAUUUAUACAGAUAAUGGCAAGCAUAGACCAAGAUGGACCCAAACAGGGCGACCGCAUGGCCAAAUACCUACAUAUCAGGGACAAGAUUUUACAACUGAACGAAAGGUUCCAGACCUUGUCUUCGCAUUUGGAAACACUGCAACCUUUAUUCAGCACUGUACCAGAAUACUUGAAAACUGCAGAUAACAAGGACAGAAGUUUCCAGCUUUUGGAACCGUUGAGCACCUAUAACAAAAAUGGCACAGCUGCUUGCUCGGCUGCAGUUGUUGUGAACACGAACCAUUCUACAGCGGCUUCGACUCCCAGCACAACCACUACCCCUCAUCCACACCCCAACUCGCAUGCCCACUCCCUUUCAAAUCCAAAUACCACAGCUACGAUGCAACAUAAUCCCCUGGCCGGCAAAAGAGGCCCUAAGAGCAGUAGCGGUAUUGGAACUCCAAACGUACCUAAUAGCACCGCAGCUGCAGCAAUUGCAGCACCCAAGAAACCAAGAAAACCAAGACAAACCAAGAAGGCAAAGGCUCAGGCUCAAGCUCAAGCUCAGGCCCAGGCCCAGGCUCAGGUCUACGCACAGCAAUCGACUGUUCAGACACCAAUAACGGCUUCUAUGACGGCCGCACUACCCAACCCAACUCCCAACAUGAUCAACAGCGUUUCACCCACAAAUGUCAUGGGCACGCCGCUGACCAACAUGAUGUCACCCAUGGGAAACGCAUAUUCAAUGGGGGCCCAGAACCAAGGGGGCCAGGCAGCUAUGUCACAAUUCAAUGGCAAUGGCAACGGAUCCAACCCAAAUCCAAGUACCAACUCCAAUAACACCCCGCUACAGUCACAAUUAAACCUAAACAAUCUAACCCCCGCAAAUAUCCUAAACAUGAGUAUGAAUAACGAUUUCCAGCAACAACAACAACAUCAACAACAGCAACAGCCUCAACAACAGUACAAUAUGAAUAUGGGCAUGAACAACGUGAAUACCGGCGGGAAAGAACUAGAUUCUCUGGACCUGAACAAUCUGGAAUUAGGUGGUCUGAACAUGGAUUUCUUGUGA
This is a messenger RNA of Saccharomyces paradoxus, 1197 nucleotides long. RefSeq names its product Pgd1p (gene PGD1). Gene Ontology annotation, cellular component: mediator complex. Lineage: Eukaryota; Fungi; Ascomycota; Saccharomycetes; Saccharomycetales; Saccharomycetaceae. Bases 1 to 1197 code for a protein of 398 amino acids. The record is from RefSeq and is a predicted model, not a curated record. Gene Ontology annotation, biological process: regulation of transcription by RNA polymerase II. Gene Ontology annotation, molecular function: transcription coregulator activity. The transcript has a single exon.